GCUAGUGCAUUGAUUUUACCCACAAAACCCGCCUUGGGCCAUGGCGCGAAUCGUCGAGAGCAGUCUGACAUUUCAUAAUUGUCAGACGAAGAUUUCUUUCCCAAUUCUCGCGACCAACUGGGUGGUUUUGCAUUAAUGUCUAAUGACGUCGUCGGGUUAUAAAUAGAGAUGCUGUCGCCCGUUUAGCUGGCACGAGGAGGAUGAGCCAUGCCGACCGUCUGGUGGAGCAGUUGCUUCAGGUGCCCGCCCGCCUGCCCAGAGAAUCGGAGGUGCGCCAGCUUUGCAAGUCACUGGGUGAUUUGCUCUCCGGCGAGCCGAAUCUGCUGAGACUCCAGAGUCCGCAGAUAGUGUGCGGCGACAUACAUGGCCAAUGGCAGGACUUGCUCCAUCUCCUCCAGUUGGGCGGCCCAGUUGCCCAGCAUCGUUACCUCUUUCUGGGAGACUUUGUGGAUCGAGGCAAGAACAGUCUGGAGACCUUUCUACUGCUGGCCGCCCUGAAAGUACAACAACCCAGUCAAGUGAGCCUGCUGCGAGGCAACCAUGAGUGCCGUAGCGCCACCAAAGCAUACGGAUUCUACGAGGAAUGUCAAGCCAACUAUGGCUCCUCCAACGUGUGGCGUCUAUGCUGCCGAGUUUUUGAUCUCCUGCCGCUGGCUGCUCUGGUGGAUGAGAAAAUCUUCUGCGUCCACGGAGGUCUUUCCCCCAAGAUCGAACAGUUGGAUGACCUUUAUAAAGUGGACCGUCGCAUGGAGAUACCGGCCGAAGGUGCUAUGGCAGAUCUUUUUUGGAGUGAUCCUUGUGAGAUGCCUGGGUGGACACCGUCUCCCCGCGGACAUGGCCAUCUCUAUGGCAAGGAUGUGGUGAACAAGUUUGUCCAACGAAAUGGCCUAUCCUUCAUCUGCCGGGCUCAUCAACUGGUGCAGGAGGGCUAUCGGUGGCACUUUGAUCAGCAGCUGGUCACCAUCUGGUCGGCACCGAACUACUGCUAUCGCUGUGGCAACAAGGCAUCCUUCAUGCGGCUAAAGACAGUCGAUGAUUAUGAAUUUCAAGUUUUCGAGGCGCAGGCGCUGCACACCAAACCCCAGCCCAGAAGGCCCAAAAAGCGGUGCCGCCAGUUCUUCCUGUAAUGGAAGUAAUAUUUAAUUAAUUAAUAAAUCUCUCCCAGUGAAUGGUAAUCGAAUUCAAAGAGAGAAUCCAUUGUCAAGGGUAGGCAAUCAGCUGUUGCGGCUUAUCUAAUAGCACCCAUCC
Messenger RNA from Drosophila bipectinata, 1248 nucleotides. Its product is annotated as serine/threonine-protein phosphatase 4 catalytic subunit. The record is from RefSeq and is a predicted model, not a curated record. Gene Ontology annotation, cellular component: cytoplasm; nucleus. Gene Ontology annotation, biological process: double-strand break repair via homologous recombination. Lineage: Eukaryota; Metazoa; Arthropoda; Insecta; Diptera; Drosophilidae. Gene Ontology annotation, molecular function: protein serine/threonine phosphatase activity.